Messenger RNA from Symbiodinium sp. CCMP2456, 1245 nucleotides. Lineage: Eukaryota; Dinophyceae; Suessiales; Symbiodiniaceae. The record is from the annotation of a GenBank genome assembly.
AUGUCCCACAUUUUCGGAUGCAAGCAAACUCCACCGACUCCCCCGACGACCAGCGAUGAGGAGAGUUCUGGAAGCACCAGCGAUGCGGAGAUGAAGAAGAAGAAAGGCAAUCGUGCAAUGGGCAAGAAGAAAUUCCCGAAAGCUGUGAAGUACUACACCAAAGCCAUCAAAAUCGAUCCAGAGAAUGCCACCUACCAUCUCAACCGGGCCAUUGCCAAUGCAGCACUGGAGCUCUGGAAAGAUGCUGAGGCAGAUGCAGCAAACGCGGUGGAGCUGCAGGAAGACCAGCCGUCGUCGAAGAGCCACUUUCAGCUCGCUCGGGCGCGCUUCCGGCGAGGAAGAUGCCUGGAAGCGCGCGAGGCCCUAAAGAUGGGCUUGGAGCGGUUCCCCACGGAGCCGGCGCUCAUCAAGCUCGGCCGAGAAAUCGACACUGCCGUGAAAGCUUUGCAGCGGAGACGGGAAGAGGAAGAGGAGGCAGAACGGAGAACCCUUGUCGCCGGGCCUAGUGGAGUGAAGUCCCUCACCGAUCAGGCCCGUGCCCUCGUCACGACGGGCAAUGUGGAGAGUGCGUUGCCGCUGCUCGCAGAGGCACGUUCUGCGGCACGGGCAGCAGGGACGAAGCGCGAGGAAAUCAACGCAGCUUCCCUACAGGGCAAGGUGGAGCUCCGGUUGCGCAGGUGGACAGACGCCGUCUCCACUUGGCAGGCGGUCGUCAGCAUGGAAACGGAGGAGUUCUCUAUGGACGUCGCUGAGGAGCGAGGAGCGCUGUCAAAUGCACAGAACAACCUGGGCAUUGCUCUGAAGAGUGCGCAGAGGCUGGACGAAGCUGCUUUGGCCUUCAACGAAGCCUACCGUCUGUCGACAAAUGGUGAUGACAAAGUGGCCACCUACCAGGCCGCUCAAAUUCUCCAGAAUGCAUCGCAGUGCCUUUUGGCACAGGCCAAAGCAAAGGAGGCACGUAGCUUCAGUGCCCGGGCCUUGGAGAUUACUCAACGAGUAUUUGGCGAGCACCACGCUUCCCUGGCUCUGGCAAACCUUGCACUUGCGCGGUGCUUGCGGGCUGAAGGUGAACUGAGACAGGCCGUGGCCGCUUAUGCCAAAGCACUCGAGAUUUUCGCGCAGAAGACAAACGAGGAAUGCUUGGAAGAGAUACCAGAAGUACCCAGUCGCGAUCGCCUAGAGCAGCUGCAGGGACAGGUCAAGGCUGAACUUGCACAGUUGCUUGCUAUCGCGGAGCAGGCAAAG